AUGCCUCUCUCCCUUUUUAAGAAGGUCGUGAGCUUGUUUAUGCCACGGAUAAGCUGGCUUAUCCCGACUUAUCGACCUGUUCAUCGUUAUUGGAGAUGGCUGUGCCACUCGACUAUUCCAUCGGAUUGCAAUUCCGGGGACGGGCAUAUUUGUCAAAGCUGCAGCGACCCAGCUUCCAAGGAAGUUUCUGGAGCGAAAGUCACCGCCGCAGAGGAAAAACAGUCUCGGAGGCUUCCAGAUAGCACAAAUAUAGAAAGCGACAACGAUAACAGAUGCUCCCAGCACGGGCUUCGCGGGGAUGAUCAACAACAGCACCAUAGAUCCUCCUUGAUGGUGGACAGCUUUGAAAGUCUCGAGACGCUUAACGAAAAGCGGGGUGGAGAUCGCACGAAGUCGAGCUCAAAUUACCGUAAUCCUGGAUGGAGACCACGAAACCAAACAAGUCCCUUUCCCACUUGUUUCCACUCCGAUUGCACACUACAGCGGCAGGUCCCACAUAUUGCAUGUCGAGAUUGGUCGAGCUCCCACCAACGCGGCCUGGUGCGAGUCACGACCUUUGCUCCAAAACUACGCUGCGAGCCUUCAGACGAGAGCAGGAAAGCGAUAAAAAAUGCCGCCGUCGCGCCAAGAUUUCGCCCGACAGAUGAUGGUUAUCGGCGAGGGUCCUGGUGA
Molecule: messenger RNA, 672 nt
Organism: Pleurotus ostreatus (oyster mushroom)
Lineage: Eukaryota; Fungi; Basidiomycota; Agaricomycetes; Agaricales; Pleurotaceae
Exons: 2
Coding region: 1-672 (223 amino acids)
Source: RefSeq, a predicted model, not a curated record